AUGCGCACUUUCGUCCCCGGAUUCGCCGUGACGAAGAUGGCGGACGUUUCUCUGGACGAAUUAAUACGCCGACGCAAUUUUAACACCAGAGGAGGCCUUAAAAGGCCCACCUUCGGCAGAGGGGCGGGGCUAACAGGAAGAGGCGGCGGCUCAGCAGGCAGAGGGGCGGGACUUAUAGGCCGUACGUUUGACGCCCGUCAGAAGAUCGGCACGACUGACGUUAGACAGAGACUCGGAGGAUCCGGAGCGUUCCAGGUGAAGGAUGCGCGGGAGAAGCUGGGCCAGAAGGACGCGCGGUUCCGUAUCCAGUCCAGAGGGGGCGCCGUGAGCGCUGUGCAGGACGCCAGACAGACUAUAAACUCUCGUAAACAGCAGCAGGUCCAGGACGCCCCGUUAGCGAGCGCCGCCUCCCUGAGCCCCAUCCCACACAUCCACAUCCAGAACACUGUCACCGGUCCCGGCAGGGCCUUCCCCUCCAACACGGGGCUCGGCACCAGAGUGGGCGUGGCCAUACAACCCAGGGGCGGGAUCACCAAGGUGGUGGAUGCGCGUGAUAGGCUGAGCCUGAAGAGGAGUGUGUCGUCACUGCUGGGUCAGGGAGCUACAGCGCCGCUCAAGAUCACCAAAACUAUCCAGCAGAGGCCUGUCGGUAUGACCAGCGGGAUUCGCAUCAAUGUACCAAGCAAAGCAGCUCAGAGUGCUUCCACUGAGGAGGAGGAGGAGCCACCAGCUGUGGUUCCUAAUAAACAGUUAAAGUUCACUACAACCAAUGACCUGGUUCAGACACGGGUGGGCGGCGGUUUCUCUGUCUCUACUCCAAUCACCAAGGUGGUUAAGAAUGACUCGUACCAGGCUCCGCCCCCUGUCCCCUCCGUGACCGCCGCUGCAGUGGCCCCCACCCGCUCUACUCCCCGCCCACCUGCGCAGACUCCUGACAACUCCAGCGCUCAGCCUGCACAGCCGGUGUUCAGUCCAUUAGAGGGAACCAAAAUCACAGUGAAUAAUCUCCACCCGCGUGUCACAGAGGAGGACAUAGUGGAGCUGUUCUGUGUGUGUGGAGCGCUGAAGCGAGCUCGUCUGGUGAAGGUUGGAGUUGCUGAGGUCGUGUUUGUGAGGAAAGACGACGCCAUCAGCGCCUACAGGAAAUACAACAACCGCUGUCUGGAUGGUCAGCCGAUGAAGUGUAACCUGCACAUCCAGGGCAGCGUCAUCACGUCAGAUCAGCCCAUCCUGCUGAGACUGAGUGACUCCCCCGGUAAGAAGGACACUCCGUCCUCGGCCGUGACGCGCUCCACACCUCGCUCCAGCUCAGCUGAAGUCGAUCCUCAGACCAUCCUGAAGGCUCUGUUUAAAUCGUCUAAUCAGAGCUCAGCCACUACAGAGACUCCGCCCACUGCUGCAAACUCUACCGCCUUCCGCAUUAAGAUAUAAAAAACUCUUUAACCGUCUGCACCUGGUUCGAACACACACACACACACACACACACACACACUCUUUAUCGUACUGGUACGUGUCUGACUGCAGGUUUAAUCAGGCGGUUCUGUAAGACGCUUCUCAUCACACACACACACACAC
Messenger RNA from Clarias gariepinus (North African catfish), 1575 nucleotides. It is a transcript of the gene poldip3, whose product is annotated as polymerase (DNA-directed), delta interacting protein 3. The record is from RefSeq and is a predicted model, not a curated record. Gene Ontology annotation, biological process: mRNA export from nucleus. The transcript has 10 exons. Gene Ontology annotation, molecular function: mRNA binding. Lineage: Eukaryota; Metazoa; Chordata; Actinopteri; Siluriformes; Clariidae. The coding region runs from base 1 to 1431 and encodes 476 amino acids. Gene Ontology annotation, cellular component: nucleus.